This is a messenger RNA of Fundulus heteroclitus (mummichog), 2798 nucleotides long. RefSeq names its product RNA-binding protein 4.1. The coding region runs from base 160 to 1416 and encodes 418 amino acids. NCBI's taxonomy places the organism in Eukaryota, Metazoa, Chordata, Actinopteri, Cyprinodontiformes, Fundulidae. Gene Ontology annotation, cellular component: nuclear speck. The transcript is spliced from 3 exons. Gene Ontology annotation, molecular function: zinc ion binding; mRNA binding. The record is from RefSeq and is a predicted model, not a curated record. Gene Ontology annotation, biological process: mRNA splicing, via spliceosome.
AUAAUAUAGCUCAGUGGGUGUAGUGCACUCCGUAAGCUGUGAUCGUCACUACGGUUCCGUGUGACGUCAGGCGGUAAGUGCUGGAGCCAGUCGCCAUUUGAUCAUUCUGAAAACCAGCAACGCGCAGACUGCCGUUUCUAGUGACACAAAGGAUCCAAGAUGGUGAAAAUAUUCAUCGGGAACUUGUCAUCUGAAACGACAUCAGAUGAGCUCCGCUCUCUGUUCUCCCAGUAUGGCAAGAUUUCGGAAUGCUCUAUUGUGAAGAACUUCGGCUUUGUGCACAUGGAUGACAAAGCAGAGGCAGACGAAGCUAUACGCAACCUCCACCAAUACGAGCUUAAUGGUCAGCCGCUAAAUGUAGAAUUGAGCAGAGGCAAGGUGAAAGGAUCUACCAAGCUCCACGUUGGCAACAUUGCAUGUACCAAUCAAGAGUUGAGGGCCAAGUUUGAAGAGUUUGGUGCCGUGCUGGAGUGCGACAUUGUUAAAAACUAUGCUUUUGUUCACAUGGAGCGGGUGGAAGAUGCCAUGGAAGCUAUUAAUAAGUUGGACAACACAGCUUUUAAAGGAAAACUGAUGAGCGUGAAGCUUUCAACUAGCCGCCUGCGUACUGCGCCGGGAAUGGGAGACCGAGCGGGUUGUUAUCGUUGCGGGCAGGAAGGCCACUGGUCCAAAGAAUGCCCUCUAGACCAAAAUGGCUUCCAGAGAAAUGGCUCAGAGCCGACCUCUGAAGGAUACGAUUCCUCGGGAUUUGGCGGGCGUGGUCAAAGCAGGGGUUUUCCGGACUUCAGCGCCGCUCCAGAUUACGACGGCAGCUACGGUCCGGGUUUUUCCCGGGUUCCCGGUCAAAGCAACAGCAUGGCGGGUUACAGAGGAGGCGCGGGCUACGAGAACGCAGUGAGGUACGGCCCGCCCCCAGGUUACGGCAUAAGCACCGUCGCUGAUCACAACGCGGCUCGGAUGUACGCCGGCGAGUCCGCAUACAGGAGCAGCGGCGCGGUCUAUGGCGCGGUACCGGCAUAUUCCGUGCGCCGGUUGCCCUAUGACGAGAGGGAUCCGUACGGGGUCGUGGACUACUACGAGAAGUACAGGGCAAACGCUUACGGAGGCAGUUAUUACGACGAACGCCGUGGCGUACCCGUGCCGGGUCCAUCAGCAGCCCCCUCCACAGCCGCGAGGGAACGGGUUCCCCCCGCUAGCGUUGAUCCAUACGUGUGCCCUCCCCCCCCUCCUCCUCAGCCAGCCCCAGUAUCUUCAUACUACGCACGUGACCGGAGUCCGAUACGGAGAGUCGCCGGUGACGCGGGUGGAUUCACAUUUGAGCGGUCGCGGCUUUCCCCGGUGCCCGUGGCCCCCAGGAGUGGUACCUACGAGCAUUUGCGUGAUCCUGCUGCUGAACGGGCCCGAUAUGCUUACUAAAGUUUGUGUGAUUUGUUAGCUGAGCGGGAGCUGAUUGAUCAAGCAAACAGAAUAGCCCAAGUGCCAGUGGAACCGCUGAGAAGUUCAACUGAUGGUUUCUGAGUCAGGAUGCAUUGUUUUGUGUUUGAAAUGUGUGUGGGUGGGCGGCCCUGACAACGGUCAGUCAUUUAGCCAAUAGGUAGAUCUCUGUUCAGUGGAGUUUAUGGAAUAUUAUGCUUUGUUCCCAUUCCAGAUUGUGUUGCAGUGCAGUAAAAAUAACUUCCUUUCAUUUUUGUACUGAUCUGUUUUAAUUGUACAGUUCUAAAAUGAACACGCCAUUGUAUAAAAGCAUUCAUUUAUGUAAGAGCGAACCUUUUUGUCCUUUUACAAGUUAAGCAUAUUGAUAUCCACCUCAAAUAAACUGGUGCAUGGUGAAUAUGUAAAGGUCAAACAUUUUUACAGGUUUCCAUUGUGUUUUGUCCAUUCUAGUAUAUUGUGACGGUGAAGUUCCCAUUGAUGCCACAUAGUUUUAACAACUGCCAUGUAGUUUAAGCCCUGAGUGCAUCUAAACAUGGUAACGCAAAAUCACACAAGCGUAGAAUCGAAAAUAUUUUUUUCUGAAUGAGUGGGGUUUGGUUUGAAAAGAUUUAAUUUGGGAAUUUUUUUUUUAUAUGAAGUUGCAUUUUGAUCUUUUUUUUUUUUUUUUUUUUUUAACACUGAUUUCAUGACUGAUGAGGCUUGAGGUCUUCAUCUUGUAAUACAAGCCAGCCUCAAAGCAAAAUCAUGUUUGCAAGCACAAAGUCUGAAUCUACGGAUUCCUUUACACUGCCGGGACUUUCAUCAUUUUUAUGUCCCAGUUUUUAGUUUGGCUUGUUUUCUACUUUUUAUUUAAAACAAAGGACAUAAAGCUAAAUUCAGCGCUGUCACCAGGUUGUUCAGUAGGCUCUGGUCCACUAAAACUGAACGUCUUGAGUUAGUCUGCUCUCCAACAUAUUUCACAUUAAUCAAACUUUUGGCUUCUUAUUUUGGGUUUUGCUAUUUCCUUGUCUUCUAUGUAGCUGUUCUUUCAGAAAAUGCAUUCAGAAGUACAGAGGUAAUGUUGGAUACUGUAAGUAGGAAGGUUACUGGAACCGCCUGACUAGACUGAAAACCUGUUUGUAAUGAAAUAGCUUUUUUUUUUUCUGGGUUUCCAGGUCACUGCUUUUGGCCAUUCCAACAGUUUAGCUAUUCUCAAAACUGUGAUGUGUAGCACCAAAAAGUAACACCUUAAACUAAUGCAUGAACAAGACGUUCCAUGUUUGUUUUUCUCACACUGGGCUGUGUUAUGUCCUAAAAAGUGACCUCAGUUACCUUAUUUUCUCUUCUUUUGAUUCAAAUAAAACCUUUACAAUGUAAACGUUCAA